AAAAAUAGGUGGGAGAGAGAGAGAGAGAAGGGUGAGGAGGUUCCAGACAGAAAGAGAGAACAAACAACACCUGAUGCUGAUGAAGCAGAAAAUCCAAGUCCGGCUCCGGAUCCUGUAUAUUCCUGUGAUCAAAAUGGAAAUCGAAAAAGUUGCUCCUCUCAUUAUACUUUCCGUAAAUAAUUCAACACCCACCCCUGAUUUCCCAAAUACUACCAUAAUAAAAACAUCGAAGCCCUCACCAAAGAAAAUCCGUAAAUGGCAUUUGCCCAUUUCCCCCUCCUCAACCUCAUCAUCCCCUCUCUCCUUUCCCUCCUCUUUCCCCUGCAUUUCCACCAGUAACAACAACAUCAACCACCACCCUUGAAGAAAUUUUCCCAAAUCCUAAUAAAUAAUAAUGCCGACCCAGGUUGAACAGGGAAGGAGAGAGAUGGUGGGGGUGGGGGGCCUCAUGAAUCAUCAGCAAAAGCCAUCCGAUCACCGCAAGGCCCUGAAACGCUCUCCCACUAUGAAUCUCAAGAGGCUUUUUACAAAGGCUAUGCGUACUGCUUCCCUUUUUAAAUCCAAAAAAUCUCGGCCUAAGACCCCUAUUGACAUUGUCCGUCAUGCCACCUCGUUGCUCUCCUAUCUCCAUUCUGCUUCCCAUCUUUCUGGCCAAAAGCAUUCCGAUAAGAUGUCAGAAUUAGAUGUGCUCAUAAGGGAGAUGAAGCUAAUUCUGUACGGAAAUGGUGAAUCUGAGCCUGUUGCUGAAGCCUGCGCACAACUGACUCAGCAGUUCUUCAAGGAAAACACCCUUCGGCUCCUCAUUGUUUGUCUUCCAAAACUCAACUUGGAGGCACGUAAGGAUGCCACCCAAGUUGUUGCAAAUUUGCAAAGGCAGCCAGUUAAUUCGCGCUUGAUUGCUUCUGAUUACUUGGAAUUCAACCUGGAUCUGUUGGACUUAUUAAUAUCAGGCUAUGAAGAUCCAGCAAUGGCUUUGCACUAUGGAGGAAUGUUGAGAGAGUGUAUUCGCCAUCAGACAGUUGCAAGGUAUGUUCUGAAAUCAGUGCACGUGAAAAAGUUUUUUGACUACAUGCAACUCCCAAGUUUUGAUGUUGCUGCUGAUGCCACAGCUACAUUCAAGGAGCUUCUGACGAGACAUAAGUCCACAGUUGCAGAAUUUCUUGCUGAAAAUUAUAAUUGGUUUUUUGCUGAAUUCAACUCGAAGUUAUUGGAAUCUCCAAAUUAUAUCACUAGAAGACAAGCUGUCAAGCUUUUGGGAGAUAUUUUGCUCGAUCGUUCAAAUGCUGCUGUGAUGGUACGCUAUGUCAGCUCAAGGGAUAAUCUGAGGAUUUUAAUGAAUCUUCUGAGGGAGUCAAGCAAAAACAUUCCGCUCGAUGCAUUUCAUGUGUUCAAGCUUUUCGUGGCCAACCAAAAUAAGCCUCCUGACAUAGUUAACAUUCUGGUAGCCAACAGAAGCAAGAUUCUACGUUUCUUCGCUGGCUUCAAGAUUGAUAGAGAGGAUGAAGCCUUUGAGGCGGACAAAGCUCAAGUCGUAAAGGAAAUCUCAGAACUUGAAGCCACAGCAUCCAUUGGCAAUUCUGGAGAAUUACGAAAGCUCAAGUUUUACUGAAGCAAAUUUUGUAAAAGUGACUGAAGUUGCCUUUUGAUUAGAAGAAACAAAUUUGUUGAUGAAAUUAUCAUUGUAAAGUAACUGAAGUUGCCUUUGAUUAGAAGAAACAAAUUUGUUGAUGAAAUUAGCAAAUGACAAAUGAUGGUGAAAGUGUCAAGAAUA
Molecule: messenger RNA, 1771 nt
Organism: Coffea arabica (coffee)
Lineage: Eukaryota; Viridiplantae; Streptophyta; Magnoliopsida; Gentianales; Rubiaceae
Source: RefSeq, a predicted model, not a curated record